Molecule: messenger RNA, 3645 nt
Organism: Anguilla anguilla (European eel)
Lineage: Eukaryota; Metazoa; Chordata; Actinopteri; Anguilliformes; Anguillidae
Product: E3 ubiquitin-protein ligase RNF14-like
Exons: 7
Coding region: 184-1560 (458 amino acids)
Biological process (GO): ubiquitin-dependent protein catabolic process; positive regulation of proteasomal ubiquitin-dependent protein catabolic process; protein polyubiquitination
Cellular component (GO): ubiquitin ligase complex; cytoplasm
Molecular function (GO): ubiquitin protein ligase activity; zinc ion binding; ubiquitin conjugating enzyme binding
Source: RefSeq, a predicted model, not a curated record
UGCAUCAUAUGUUGUCAAGUGAAACCGGAGUUGAUCUAAGCAGUGGAUAGCCUACUACGCCAAACUGCUCAUUACAAUUGUGUAUAACUUGUCCGGAUCAUAGGCAAAUCUGUCUCGCAACAACUAAUUUGAAGUUCUGAACUGAAAGUGAAUAACAUUAACCUGCCGAAUCAGCGGUGGCAAAUGUCUGAAGACCAGGAAGCACAGGAGGACGAACUCCUGGCUCUGGCCAGCAUUUACGACCAGGAAGAGUUUCAAAGGCAUGACAGUGCGCGGGGAGGCCAGGUCCGGAUCUGUCCAGACUUGCCCCCGGAUUUCAAAGUCAGUGUCAAAGCAGGAGGCAGGUGUGCAGACUAUGGGGUGUCAUUCCUACCUCCGCUGGUGCUGAACUUUGAACUCCCUGCGGACUACCCUUCGACAUCUUCACCUCUGUUUACACUAAACUGCAAAUGGCUUUCAGAAGUCCAGAUAGCAGCUGUGUGCAGGCACCUGGAUAAGCUCUGGCAGGAGAGCCUUGGGAGCGUGGUCCUCUUCUCCUGGAUCCAGUUCCUCAGGGAAGAUGUCCUCAGCUUCCUCCAAAUCUCCUCCUCCCUAGAACUCCCGUCUCAGUGGGACGGUGACAACGCACAGGCCCACAAGGAAGGGGCGGGUCACGGCGCGUGGGCGGGGCUGCAUGGCCCAGGGCCUGCCACGCGGGCCGACUCUAAUGCGGAACUCCUGCUCCAGCUCCUGGACUUCGACAGAGCCCAGCGUCACAAGGAGUUCGACAACCAGCUGUUCGACUGCGGAAUCUGCUUCUCGAAGAAGCUGGGCGCGAACUGCUUCAGCUUCAGGGAGUGCAAGCAUGUGUACUGCACCGAAUGCACACGCGGGUACUUCCAGGUCCUGAUCCGGGACGGGGCCGUUGACGGCCUCAAAUGCCCCCAGUCCGAUUGCGGCUGCGAAGCCACGCCCAUGCAGGUCAAGCAGCUGGUUGGCGAGGAGCUGUUUGGGCGCUAUGACCGCCUCCUGCUGCAGUCCAGCCUGGACGGCAUGGCGGACGUGACGUACUGCCCGCGCCACACGUGCGCCACUGCCGUCCUGGUGGAGCAGGACAGCCCCAGCGCCAUCUGCACCUCCUGCCGCUACGCCUUCUGCACCCUGUGCAGACAGGGCUACCACGGGCUGUCCCGCUGCGCGGAGAAAGGGGCGAGAGGGGAGGCGGAGCCUGGCACUGGCGAACCCUACGCUCCUGUUCCUAAAAAGGAAGAUGGACUUCGAGGGCUCUGGGAUGACUACGACACUGGGAGUAAGACCCGGAGGAAGUUCUUGGAGAAGCGCUACGGGAGAAGUGUGCUCCAGAACAGGGUGGAAUAUGUCCUCACCGAGAGCUGGUUGGAUACCAACACCAAGAAAUGUCCACACUGCCAGGCCACCAUACAGAAGGAUGGAGGCUGUAACAGAGUGCUGUGCUCCAAGUGUCACCACUACUUCUGCUGGGUUUGCCUCCGACAGGACAAGAUUUCCGAGCACUUCUCUGACCCUGCCUCACCCUGCUCCCAAAGCUACUAUCACCAGUGAGCCCCAUCCAAUCCUGCUGAGGUCAGCAGCUUCACUGUGCUUUGAUCAGUCUACCCAGCUCUGUAUCUACCGGCGAGCUUCACAGCGCACUUCUGCUAAAACCAGGGAGUUGACAUGUUGUAUUCAAGAGACUAAGCAGUGUACUCCUGCAGUUCGGAUGGUCACUGAUGGUGCUCAGAUGUGUCGUUCUUAAGCCCUAACCGUCUUUAGGUACACUGCUCCCAGUGAGGGCAGAGUUUCACACGCCCAUCAUUCAUUACAUUACAUUACAGGCACUUAGCAGACACUCUUAUCCAGAGCGACUUACACAACUUUUACAUAGCAUUUUACAUUGCAUCCAUUUAUACAGCUGGAUAUAUACUGAAGCAAUUUCGGUUAAGUACCUUGCUCAAGGGUACAACGGCAGUGUCCUACCCGGGAAUCGAACCCGCAACCUUUCGGUUACAAGCCCAGUUCCUUACCCACUGUGCUACACUCCGUUCCUGACUGCACACCAGAAAAUCGCCCAGGAUAGCGAUGAAUCCUGUGCUCCCCGUGUGCCAAAACUCUGCUCCCAGUGGGGGUAAACUGUCACUACGUUACAUAAAUGUUCUAAUGUUCUGACAUUACUCCAGGAAGCUCUGUACAAGUAUAUCAGUGUUUUGGAAAGCCCCAAUAUUCACUGCUAGGAGGCAUAUUUCUUUAUGAAAUGAUAAAUUAAAAGCAUGUGUACUCAAUAAGAAGCAGUAUAUUUCAGUGUGUAUUUCAAAGGCAGGUAUAUGGAUAAACUGGAGCUAAAAUAAAAUUUUAAUGUUGAGUAAUAAGAAGCAGCCUUGUUUUGGUCUGCAGAGUAUACAUAAUCUGAUGAAAAACACGUUUUGAACGUACAAAAAUGCCAAGUUACUCACACAUACAAAGCACUGUCUAUAAGUCAUUCUUUCAAAUCUAGGCCUGCUAUUAAAUGUAUUGAUGUCACAUUUGUGCCAAGUUACAUGCAACAAUGUUGUCUAAUUUAGCUCAGGCAAAGUAAACAAGCUGUAUUCCACAGCAAUGCUACCCAGUGUUUCCAAAAUUAUUUCAAGUAGCUUGGCCCUGUGUGUACAAGCAAACAGUGCAUUAACGAGGCAAACGUGUGGAUAGGUUCCCUCCCAGGAACUAGAGUCUGAAGUCGGAAUCAGUCAUUGCAUGACUCACGUUCUUGUUCACUAGGAACUGGAGUCAGUGAACGAAAAGUCAGAAUUUGGAGUCAGGAAUGAAGGAUCCAGUGAAUGAAUCCGGGAACAAAUCCUUUUAUGAGUCAAAGGACUCGUGUCCUUGAAAGGAACUGGGACUCCCACAACUAUUUUAUUUGUAGUUGUCUAUUAAUAUAAUUAAGCAAUAGCUCACGGCAGGCCGUGGUAUAUAGUUAUUAUAUCACAGUUAAGGGGCGUUGUUUGGCCCGACGCGAAGCGGAGUUUAUUAGUUUUAUAAGUUAAUAUGAAUUACUUUCCCUGAAAGAUUAUACAGAUGCAAAAGCGAGAGGUUAAAUGUUUUAUUCUUUUGUUACACUGCAAGGCAUUGUAAUGGACUGAGAGGUUUUCAUGAGUUCAAGGGCAGCAUCCGAAAGUGCUGCAGGCAGCCACACUACCCAGUAAGCCACUAGAGUAGGAAACGUAGGAACAGAAAAAUUUUGAGGGUUUAAACAACUGCACUUCUAUGUAUAUAUGUAAUUUCGCGUUGCAACCGAUAAGUCAUUAGCAAGGUAGCUGACGGUAAACUCGGUGAAAAUGCCAAAAGCAGAACUGUCUGAAGUGUGGGUGAUUGUGAUGUUUAAAUUGACAGCCAUCUGUACUGCUAUACAGUUGGUCUAUCAUUUUGUUAGUGUUACGUGUUACUGUGUCCUGUUUUGCUUGUGUGUGUGUAUGUCUUUAAGAUCUAGGUGCAGCUCACUGAUAAGCUGACUGAGGGCACCUGUGUGAAGGUGUGGGCUGAGCCUAUAUAAGUGGCUCCUUGCCCUGUUCACACUCUCUCACUCCCUGACACAAGACACAGCUUUUCUGUUCGUUUUCUUGUUUCCAAUGUUGUUGUCUUUUUGUAAAUAAAUGUCCAUAUGCUUUUGCAUCUAAA